Fomitiporia mediterranea MF3/22 is the source of this 990-nucleotide messenger RNA. RefSeq lists its product as uncharacterized. NCBI's taxonomy places the organism in Eukaryota, Fungi, Basidiomycota, Agaricomycetes, Hymenochaetales, Hymenochaetaceae. The transcript has 9 exons. Bases 1 to 990 code for a protein of 329 amino acids. The record is from RefSeq and is a predicted model, not a curated record.
AUGGAUGUGGAUGACAAGCUAGUUGAACAUACACUCAGUUCUGACACAGAAAACAAACCAGAGGACAAGGUUGCAAAGGAGGAAACCAACAGAUUGACCACAGAUCCCAAGUCUGAAGACAAAGAGAGCUCAGACAAUGAUACUCACAAUGACAACAAUUCAGAGGGCAAGGAGGUUUUGUCUGUGCUAGUAGAGGGUCAAUCUGACAAUUGUAAGGCAACAGUAGAGGAGCUUGCCAAGGUUAAGGAAGAGGCUCAGGCCAAGGCAAAGAAGGAGAAGGAGAGGGGAAAGGAGAAGGAGAAGGAGAAGGAGAAGGAGAAGGAGAGGGAGAAGGAGAAGGAGAAGGAGAAGGCUACAGCCUUGGCACAGUUGGCAACAAAGCAGAAGGAUAGGAAGGAAAAGGAGGGGUCCAAAGGUUCUGAUGCUGUUGCAAACACAGAAAGGUCAAAGGUGGUAGUAGAAAAGGGGAACAAGCCAGUUCCUGAAGAAGUUGUAAAACUGGAAAAGAAAAAGCUGGUUGUAGAGAAAGAGAAGGUUGAUGCAAGAAGGGAUGGGAAGGAGAAACGAGUCAUAGUCAUUCCUCAAGUAGUUACAAAGCUGGAAAAGAAGAAAGAGGACAAAAGCAAGGAAAAAGAGCCAGUACUGGUGCUCCUAAGCAAGAAGCACACCAUUGUAGAGGUGGAGAUUCUAGUCUCUAGCAAGGAAACACAUGCAAAAAACCAGAAGGUUGUGGUAGAGUCUUCAAGCAAGGAGGACAAGGAUAUCCCUCUGGAUUGGGCAGAGGGAAUGGUCUUCCACACACCUGAUGAAGCCAGAACAGUCUACAACCUCCACUCACAGAUGACCAAGGAGCUGAAUGACUUGGAGUUGCAGCUGAUGACAAUGAAGAACGAGUUUGAUACAAAGAUCAUGGCUCUGAGGCAGGGUAUCAACUUCUUAGCCAUGGCAGCAGAAGCCUCUGUAGAUAGUAGGGUGGAAGAGUUAGAGUAG